Messenger RNA from Syzygium oleosum, 870 nucleotides. Its product is annotated as BOI-related E3 ubiquitin-protein ligase 1-like. NCBI's taxonomy places the organism in Eukaryota, Viridiplantae, Streptophyta, Magnoliopsida, Myrtales, Myrtaceae. Gene Ontology annotation, molecular function: ubiquitin-protein transferase activity. Gene Ontology annotation, biological process: regulation of programmed cell death. Bases 315 to 791 code for a protein of 158 amino acids. The transcript has 2 exons. The record is from RefSeq and is a predicted model, not a curated record.
UCGUCUGAAACUCUCUCUCUGUGCAAACGACUCUCCUCUCAUGGCGACCUGUUUCUACCCUAGCUUGGCGGCGGAGGAUUUCAUCCAUCUGCCGGAGACCACGCCGCCAGACCAGAUCUCGCGGCCGUCGCGCCGCCGCCACCGGAAAUACCGCAUCAUCCCCGAGUUCUGGGGCGGCGAAAUCAUUGACCCGCGAUUUCAACGUCGCCUCCGUCUCUGUCCCCGGGAGACACCGCCGCAAGCGGUCCAGAGACGCGAUCGGCGACGAUCACUCGAGCGGCGAUCUCUUCUCGGUGAAUCAUGUUCCUCCCAAGAUGAGCAAGGCGUCGCCGUCUCUGGGGCACCAGGAUGCGUUCGAGAUCCAAGGGCACGAAUCGGAGAUCGACCGUUUGAUUUCCCAACAUGGUUUGGCGAGAAAAAUCAAGGAAAAGGACGAAGAGAUCGCGAAGAUGGGGAAAUUGAAUAGGCUUCUCCAAGAGCAAGUGAAUUCCCUGUUGUCGGAGAACCGCAUCUGGCGGGGCCUCGCCCAGGACAACGAGGCCGAAGCCGACUCCCUCCGUUCCACCCUCCAGCACCUCCUCGCCCGCGGCGGCGGCGGCGGCGGGGUCGACGACGCGGAGUCCUCCUGCUGGGGGAGCAACAACGAUCCCGGGAGGGAGGGAGCGGACGGCGGAGAUGCGGCGGCGGAACCGUGGAGCGUGCACCUGUAUCUGUCGCGGUGCGCGCGCACCCGCAUCUGUCCUUGUCGUCGUCGUCGUAACGGUCGGGAGGGCCCUGGGCUGGAAAUGUAAAUAGGAGAGAAAAUAGGGGCGAAAAUGGGAAAAACGAAAGAAUAUGGGGCAGGAAUGAAAUAGUCCCCCCCUUUUUUUG